Messenger RNA from Bradysia coprophila, 879 nucleotides. RefSeq names its product peritrophin-1-like. Gene Ontology annotation, molecular function: chitin binding. Lineage: Eukaryota; Metazoa; Arthropoda; Insecta; Diptera; Sciaridae. The record is from RefSeq and is a predicted model, not a curated record. Gene Ontology annotation, cellular component: extracellular region.
UUAAUCGAUUUGGGACUUAUGAAAGGGCAGUUUCAACACAUUAAUUGUAUCACAGCUCUUACUGAGGUAGUGUGACGCUCUCGAAAAUAUUUUCUGUUAAAUUAUUCGAUUUGAAAACUUUGACCUCUGCAAUAGACGUAUAAUAUCAUACCUCAACUCGUAGUUUUUCGCCGUUAAGAUGAGCAUGUUACUGUACUUAUCGAUCCUAAUUUUUGCUGUGAAAGCACAAUGUCCAGAAAAUAUUUGCGAAGGCAGACCCGAUGGUUUCUUUGUGAACGAUCCGGCUGGUUGUCGUUCAUACUUCGUGUGCAUAAAUGAGACCCCUUCGUCAAGGCAACAGUGUGGAGUCGGUUACAACUUCAACGAAGCAUUGCAGAUAUGUGAUCGUCAUUUGCCAUGCAAAGACCCUGAUUUUGAAUGUCCAAUUCGUGGCAUUUCGAAUUGGGUGUAUCCCGGCAACUGUACGCGAUAUAAUUUCUGCUUCGGAGGAUCGCAUGAAGUUCGAGAAUGUGCGCCCGGCUUGCAUUUUGAUACAUCGAUUUCUGAAUGCAAUUUAAAAGAAGUCGUGCGAUGCCCUCGAGAGAUAUGUCCAGAUAAUAAUGAUAUCGACAACAUCGUCACUGCCCCGUCGGAGACCGAUUGUGAAGAAUACUUCAUGUGCUACGAAGGAAAGUUUGAAUCACGAAAUUGUGCGCCAGGUGUACAUUGGAAUCAGGAACGUCAAAGAUGUGAGCGACCAGAAGAGGCUGAGUGUACAGUAAUUUCACAUGAGGCCUACAUCAAGCCAAUGGGACUCGACAUUCUACAGGUCUAAAAUCGAUCACUAAAGUAUCAAAUCAAAAUUAUUGUUUGUUAAAUAAAAGCGAUAUUCAGAAUUGA